GGACUCGCAGCUGGGCGGCUGGCCAGAGGCGCGAGAAGCGGCGCCGUUCGCACGGGGGUCCAACCCCCCUCUCAAUUUCUACCCGUUUCCCCGAAACUGAGGACAAGCGUUCCUCUUCUUCAUUCAGGCACCUUUGCUUGUUGGGUGGCAGUCGCGAAAAGCGAACAGAAGGAGAGCACGCGAGUCUCUUGCGCGUCUUCCUCCAUCAGACUCCCGAGAAAACAAAGUCUUUCCGGAUCCCUUUUGCGGCGUGUGUCAGCAGACCUGGACAACUGGAGAGAAAGCCGUCUGUGUUCAGCCCGCUCCUGACCUCGUCCUCCUAGGUUAUCUUUUCGUCUACUUUUCUCCGCCAUCCGGCUGCUGAGUUGCGAGGAUCUCCGACUUCAGCGCCCUGUAUUCCGGACUUCUGCAUUCCUGCUCCAGUCUCUUGGCCUGGUCUCCUGUCGCACAUGUGAAAACGCGUGUCUCCGACUCUCUGGGGGUUGAACUCGUCGCUCGCUCCGAAAGAAUGGAGCCCAUACGCCGAAAGUCAAGAGGAACUUUACACUUUUCAACAAGUGAAACGAUUGUUCUGACAGCGGCGGCUCUUUCGGGACACUGUCUCCGGUAUUUCACACAACUCACGCCUGUUGGGCUUCCCUUUCUUCUGCGGUGUUCGGAGAGCUCCUUCUGAUGAGGCCGCCGUGUCUCCGGCCUCUGAGUCGCGCCUUCAUGUCUCUGGUGAAAAAGGGAGUCUUCUCCACGAGUCCCGAGGGGAUUUUCAAGGCGCAUGCUUUCGGGCGCGUUUACGUUCUGCUUUCUCGCCUGCAGAACUUGGGAACGCAAAAAGAGGCUCCGUAUUCAUCAAGCUGGUGUCAAUGUUUCUCUUCGGUUGGUUUGUCAGUUCCUCUGUUGUACCUUUUCAGGUGACCAUCCACGCGGACAUCCCCAUACCGGUGUUUGGGAGCAGAAGCAGCAUCGCACCUGCAUAGUCAGGUGUGGUUGCACAGGAGGACCGCUGUAAAAGAAGAUGCGCGACGCUCAGCUCGGGGAAACGAGAAUGGCUCUUCCUGACACUGCCUCUGCAUCCUCUGCGGUUCCUCAUCAGGACGUCGAGGCUGCACCCGCUUCCUCGUCUUCUUCCUCGUCUUCUUCCUCGUCUUCUUCCUCGUCUUCUUCCUCGUCUUCUUCCUUGUCUUCUUCCUCGUCUCCUUGCGACGUCUCCAGCUCGACGUUGCACCUUCUGAUGAAGAGAGACACAAUGGAGGAGGAGGAGCUCUUCCUUCGACUCUCCGGACUGGGACAAGACGAACGUGGCAAAGACGCACUGAUGAGUGGAGACGAAACGCUCGCGUACCCCUGCACAAUCCAAGCUCUCUCUCUCGCUGAAUCUCUCUUGUCUUCUUCUUGUCCUUCGUCUUCUGCUUCUACUUGUCCUUCGUCUUCUGCUUCUACUUGUCCUUCGUCGUCUGCUUCAUCCUGUCCUUCGUCGUCUGCUUCAUCCUGUCCUUCGUCUUCUGCGUAUUCCUUUUCUUCGCCUUCUUCGUCCUCUGCGUCUUCUUCCUUUCCUUCGUCUUCUUGUCCUCUCCCAAGUCUGAAUGAAGACAGCGGCCGAGGGGCAGGAGAAGAGCCGCGAGGAGAAGAUGAGAAGAAACUUGAAAAUGUUAUGAGUGGCAGAGACAGAGGUCCUCUCCGUGAACAGCGCUGUUCGCCGCAAGUGACGGACGCGGCCGUGGACGGAGACGCUUCUCCCUCGCCCCGUCGAGGGGGCAUUGCUUUCCGUGGAGCUUGUGAGGCACUUUGCCACCCAGAGAAAGCAAAGGAAAACGCGUCUUCGCCGCCUUCGUCGUCUCUCCGUUCCUCGAGUCACCCACCUUCGAGUUCGUCCGUCCUCGAUCUGCUGCCUGAAGUGUACAUACAACAGCUGGACCGUCAGCUGGGAGAGCGUCGCGACGGAGGUUCCCUCUCUGCUUCCUUGCAGAGCGGGGAGGAAACCGGAUCUCUUCUCCGCUCUCGCUCCUCUGCCUCUUCGUCGCCUUCCUGUUCCCCCAGUCAGCGCGAGGCUGCUUCGUCUUCCUCAAGAAGCCGCCUUGCUUCUCCCUUCCUGCCGGCUCCGUCUUCGCCCAGCCUUGGUGGAUGUCCACUCGGCACACGGGCAAGGGGGGGGUCCCCGCCGCGCCCUGCAGGUGGAGAGACAGCUGAGGGGCGCGCUGACGACCAGAAGGAAGAAGGGAGUGCGGUGUACAGACAGCCGGAUCAGAGACAGCAGGAGACGACAGACUCGGAGGCGAGAGAUGCCGAGCAAGACGGGUGCCUCUUCUCCCUCACGGAGGUAGCCAUCAAGCGAAUGGAGACCGAGGCGAUGAAGGCCGCCCUCGACGGCCGAAGGGAGGAUGAGGCAGAGCUCAGAGAGCAGCUGCAGAGGCAGAGGGAGAGGGGGCAGGCGAGAAGGCGGAAAAUGGGGGACAGACAGCAUGACGAAGGCGUCCAGUGGGAGCUGGAGAACGUCCUGAGUCACGGAUUCCAGUUGGACCAGGUGGUGGCGCGCAUCGACGAGUUAGAGGCGUUGAGAAAACAGGUGGAAGCAGAGACGAAGCUGUGUGUGAAGUCUCGACAAGACGAGCUCGUCUCGAGCAGCAAAGCUCUGCGGGACCUGGAGGCGGAUUUUCGGGAGCUGCACGACCAGGCUGCGGCGACGCGUCACCUGCUCGUGGUGUACAGACAGCGACUGUUGGUGCCUUCGCUGCGGGUAGUCCUCCAACAGCGGAAGCAGCAGGAGCAACAGGAACGGCUGCGUCUGCUUCUGCAGAUUCAGAAGGUCGCUGCUCUGGACAUGGCUCUGGAGGAGUGUCAAGCGGAGCACCUCCUUCCUCUCUCAGCUUCGCUCCUUGUUGAGGCCCUCUCUCUGCCGCUUGUCGCUCACGGCGGCAGGGUGCAGCUCCAGACUGGGCCGGGAGCAAACACGGGAGGAGACAGAGAAUGCGAGGCAGGCCUGCAAGACAAAGAGAACGCCGGAGUGAUUCUCUGCGUCCAGAAAGCGAAAGAAAAGCUCCUGAAGUCGCUCGAGUCUCUUCGAGCGUCCAUAGACAAGGCGGUGGAGCAGGCGUCGCGGUCUCUGCCGCCUCCGGUCACUUCGCUCUCCAGCAAUCCUCUCUCAGUCUCCAGCUCCCUCUCUUUCUCCAACGCCUCUCUCGCGCAGGCUGCGUCUCCGUCCCCCGUGACCGGGUCCCCGUUCUCUCUGUCGGCCUCUGCAUGCCCAUGGAAGCAGUACACCGCGGCGCUCGCUGCAGCUUCGCUCCUGCCUCCUUCUGUCUCCGUAGGGGAGCUGCUGGUAGCGCACUUGGUCAAGUCGGCCGAGAAGACGGGACAGCAGAUUCUUCUCGCCUUUCUGCCGGCCUCUCUCUUCUCCUCCAGAGCGCGCGGCUCGCAGGGUGAGAAGAGUGGACUCCACGCCGGGGGGCGCGAGCGCAAGGAGCAUUUGCUGAUUCUGCGGGAACGCGUGGACGUCCCUCCAGGGGAGACCCGGAGACAUGCUGCCGCGGUGCAAGCCGGCGAGGAGACGCUGCCUUCUCUGGGGCGCCUGGCGAAGCAGGUGAAGACUCCGGACGCACUGAGUUGUUUGAUCAAGAUUUUCGAGGCCCACAUGGACGUUCUUCUGGGUUUGUCCUCGCUGCUCGCCUGGCACAGCGAACUGAUUUCUCUUCACCUGAAAGAACUCCUCGCGAAGCAGCCUUCCCAGCCUCUGCAUAGCGCCUCGGUCUUCGUCUCCUCGCCGUCCUCGCUCUUCGCGUCCACGUCAAACGCGCCGGAAACGCGGCUCUGCGGAGACAGUGGGCCAGAGGCUGUGAAGGCAUGCAAGGCGACCGCAGAGGGCGAGGCGCGGGAGGUGCGAACGACGCUGGAGGUGGCGGCGGACGCGGCGGCUCGGGCGCGCGCCGAGGGCGGCCCGACAGCUUUCUCCGCGAGUCUCCACUUUGUGUCUCUGCUGUUUCACGUGUACCACAGUCUGCAUGCGCGCCGCCGCGCCAUCUGGCUAUCUCUGCAGAACCAGGUCGUGGACGUUUUGACGCAUCUGACGCUCGCAGACACGCACUCAUGCCCCGCGGUGAAUGACAUCGUCUCUGGCAUCCACGGCGCGUACGCGUACGUGAUCAGCGGAUGUCGACUGUGCUGCGUUCGCGAUGCAUCGCAGGACAGUUUCGUGGAGAAGAUGGAGCAGGAGGCUCUCGACCUUCUCGCGCGCGUCGCCCACACAGACGGCCGCGUCUCCUCGCACCUCAGGUCCUGGAUCGAGAAGGCGGAGACGGAUGCAGAGUCGAGGGCGGAAGCCGGGUCUCUGUUGCCGGCGAGGAGUCCCGUCGUGGACGAGCUGUACAGACAGGUGUUGAGGCUUUUGGACGCGCUCGAAAGAGAGCAGUUGCGCUCUCUUCUCCACCUUCUCGAAGAGGAGAACUGGCAACGGCUUCCCGUCCCGCGGACCUUCUCCUUCUUUGCCUUCGGGCGUCAAGUCCCUCCCGCCGUCCCCCUCGAGGUGUACAGCUAUCCGAAUCCAGCUGUGUUUCAGCAGUUUCCCCCCGAGAGGUCCUCAGAUCCUCACUUCGCGACUUCCGCAACUCUUCAGAACGCCUCUGUCGCGCUGUCGACCUCGGAGACAGAAGCCUACAUGCCCCCCUUCUUUCGACAGCCUUUCCCCCCGCGCCUGCCUCCUUUUCCGUACGCGUGCGACUCCGCGGAGACUUCGAGCAAGCCACACGCACAGACAGCGCAUCCACGUCCUUCUCAGGAACUUCUGCCUCAAAGGAACUGCUUCCGGGGCUGGAGUCCGGGUCGCCCACUCCCGGGCGUCCCGCCGUGUCUGUACACCGACGAGGUGGCGGCUCCCGCUUCCGACGACGGUACGAUCCACGUGAGGCGGCUUCAGAGCCCCGUUGUGAGUCUGUCCGCGAAGUUGGCUGCGAAGGAGCUGCGACAUUUCUUCCGCCUCGCUUUCGCCUUUCCUCUCGCCACCUUUCCGGCGCUGUGCGCCGUCAUCGACCAGGUUGGGUUCUACGUCGCCGUGGCUGCAGGGGUGUCUCUCACCUCCAGCUCGUUCGCGUCCCUUCUGGAGGCACCUGUGUCUACAUCGCUUGCCGCAGUCUCCGGCGACGGCAACGCGGUCGACUCGCAGACGCGCAGGAAGCUGCUGGAGACGACCGACGCGGCUCUGCUUCAGAGUCGCGCCCCUGCCCUUCGAGCGUUGCUCCUCACCCAGGAAGCGCGCCUCCACCUUCUCUUCGCGAAGGAAGCUGGAGGCGACUUGAAAAAGGCGAGUGAAGGCCGGGCGAGUGAGGCGGCGUCGCCGGAGAUGGCUCUGAGACGAAAGGCUUCCUCUCUCUCGCAGGGUGACGGCUCGGGACUGCUGGGUCGCUCGGGCUCCGGAUUUGCAGGCGGGGACUCCGACGAAGAGACCCGCAGCUCACUGAGCGGGGUGUCUCUUAAUCUUGCACACAUUCUGAGGCCUAUGGCGAAGCAGUCCAGUCCAGGAGCGCUGUGGGGCGCGGCGGAGCGCGCGACAGCGGUGGAGUCUGCCGCUGAUAUGGUGGCGGACCUUCACGAACACCUGCAGCAUGCCCUAGCUUCGAGUCCUCCGGGGUGGCUCGCGCAACGACUGACGCGCGAGCAGCAGAUGCACGCGCUCGGGCAGAUGCAGAAGCUUCAGAGGGCUGUGGACGAACUCCGGUCCGUUGCGCUCCUCGGCCUAGCCGGCUGUCUGUGUGACAGUUCGGCGUUCAUUUGCUCGCUUCUCCGCGCCGUCGCCUCCGACUUCCCGCAGACCGCCGAGAAUGAGGCGUCGCCCCCUCUGGGGCCAGAGACUCACCCAUCGAGCGCGGGAGGGCCUUUAUCGCGGUCUGGCUCGCAGGCCGCAGGGGGUGGCGCUCUUCCCAGCGUCGAACGCGCCCUUGGAAGUCAACGGGGCCUUUUGCGAGACCUCACACGGCGGCUGCGGUGCGCGGGAGGCGGGGAGAUCACCCUCAUGUCGCAGAGAGACUUGUGGCUCGCGAUCGAGGCUCGGAGUGUCCUCGACUGCGUGGAAGUCCUCAGUGCCGCGCCGCUGCCUCACGCGCGAGCAGUCCAAGGCCUCUCUCCCGGCCCACUUCUCUCUCUCGCAGAUUCGCUCCGUGGGUUCUUGCGGGACGUUCAUGCACUCGUUCUGAAGAGCUCCGAAGCUGUGGCUGAGGCCUCUCGAACGGCCCUCGCCCCACGGGCGAAUGGCCCUGGGCCGAACCCAUCUAUCGGCGUCUUCACGGGGAGCAGUGGGGCGUUCCUGCAGGAGGUCGACGCAGGCCUCGCCGGUGGCGCGUGUGAGGCAGGCGCCGGGAUAGAAGGCUCCGCACAGGGUAGCCGGUGCUUCUUCGGGAGAGUCGACAUCGCCUUUCUCGACGGCUUCACGGAAGCAAUCGCGAUGAGCGCCACGGAUGUGCUUCAGUGGUGCCGCUACCAGCAGAGACGCACGGCGGAAGCAGCGCUUCUUCUCUGGGGGGAGGCACCUGCAGCCGGCGCGGGCCGCGAAGAGACACGGCUCGGAGCUCGCGGGGCGACGCGCGGGGAGCAACGCGGGAAAGAAGCCGUGUACAGUUUGCGAGUGCUCAGCAACGCAGUCUUGCGAAUGGAGGGCUUUGGGUUUCUCCCACGAGGAAAGGCGGCUGAUCUCGAGAGGCGGUAUCUGGCGCUGCUCGCGGAAAACGGACAGAAAAAACGCGCGCCGCAGCAGUCGCUGGCGGCCUCGCCCCUUGGUGUGGAGGCGCCGCAGCACGGAGGAGACACAGAGCGAGGGGAGGGCAGAGUGGGGAGAGACGCGAGGUGUGUGCAGCUCGUGAGCAGCGGCGAGAGCGCCCCUCUCAGUGGUGCCGGCGGUCCACUCAACUCCGGGACUCCUGGGCGAAACCAAGUGGCAGGAAGGGAGCCAAGGUUCUCUGGCGCGUUGCAGCAGAAGGCAACGUCGGCUGUCGAGAGACAGCGAAACGGCCCUUCGCCAGAAGACCUCAAUAGGUAUCUGCAGCAACUGGAUCACCACCGGCGAGUGCGCAGUCAAUCUCAACACCAGUAAAAAAAACAGAGGGUGUGUGGUGGAACUGCAAACAAGGUUAAGAGGGAGAAACUGUGCGACGCUGUUUGUGUGUGAGAUUCGAAUUUUGUGGAUACUGCGAAAAAGACGGACAGGGCCUUGUUGCUCUGGACGCCGUUCCGGUAGCUGUUGGAUCUGUCUGGUGGCGCCGUUUUCGUGGCGCUCCUCGAUUCCUCCGGGGGAAACAAGACGGGAAGCGGAUCCAUCAGGAACAAGUGCGUUCGCUGUCUUUCCUCAGCAUGCACUUUCACGUGAAAAAGAGGCACGACGGCGUUGUGUCUCCACAGAUGAGUUCAUUUCCACGUCUGUAGAAGACAAACAAGACGGCGGUUGAGUCAAACGGACGGACGCCUGCUCCGUUCUCUGUCUCGUCGGCGACCCUAGACGCUUUAGCGGUUUUUGGUUAGUGUGAAGAAGACCCAAAGACUCGGCGGUCGAACGCUGUUCAAAAGUGAAUCAAGCGGCAUCAGCGCAGGCAGCGACCUUCGAGAAAAGCCAUUCAUACGAAAUUCUAGCUUCCCGAUCUUUCAAUAGCGCAUGGUCACACCGGGAUGAGAGAGCAGGAUGUCCACACCGGCUGACAACGGAAGAAAUAAGCUCAUCGAACAAGGCCGCUGAGAGAGGUGCCGUUCUUUCAUUUUUGUUCUGUACAAGGAGAAUGAGGUAUUCUUCCAUGCGUGGUCUGUAUUGGCAAUACUCCAUCCGUUAAUUGUUUAACCGCUAUAGCCGGGGCUGAGUUCUUAAGGCAGUGCUAUCAAGCGAUGCCGACAGCUUCUAGACAAACGUGGAUACCAACAGGGUAUUGAAAACCACCGGUUUUAGCUGUCUUCGUAGGCCAGGGACGUGGCAGUGUAGAGCCAUCGACAGAGCCUUGGUUGUCAACAUCUCAGAAAUGCAGCCGUACUUUCAUCAUUCAAUGUACC
Toxoplasma gondii ME49 is the source of this 8007-nucleotide messenger RNA. RefSeq lists its product as hypothetical. Bases 1010 to 7066 code for a protein of 2018 amino acids. The record is from RefSeq and is a predicted model, not a curated record. Lineage: Eukaryota; Apicomplexa; Conoidasida; Eucoccidiorida; Sarcocystidae. The transcript has 4 exons.